AGCGUUCAGUGUGUGGGACUUGGAGCAGAGCGCGCAAAACCUCUCCUUCUCUCUCCUCGGUCAAUCCCUCUCUCUCUCUCUCUAUAUAUAUAUAUGUAUAUCUGGAACUGAUGGCAAUCGGUUCUUGCGCAUCGUGAAUCGCGGUUGGUGAUUGCUUCUUCUUCUUCACCAUUACGCAGAGGCAUUUCGGCCGAGCAGCCGCCGUCUCAAGCUGCGACGCCGAGCUCGUCCGACCAGAGCCUUUCCAGAUUCAGGAUGGAUGCAUCUGGUUUGAUGGUACAGAAAAGUGAUGAUGACCAAAAAGGAUUGAAGGUUCUGCUUGAUGUAUUUGGUUCUGUCUUUUCUCUGGAAGAGAUUGCUUCUGCUUACCUCAAGGCGGGCAGGAAUGCAGAUGUAGCAGGUUCUAUGUUGAGUGACACGAAGGGAAGCUCUUUUGCAUCUACCGCCGAUGAUACUCAUUGUGUUGCAAAAAGUCAAUUGUCUGAAGAAUUUUCCUGUGGUAACUUUUCUGAGAAGUUGGUUCAGGCUGAUGGAAAUCCCAGAUAUUCAAAACAAAAGGGGCUUCCUAUUUCUGUCGGUACCAUUUCAGGUGUUAUCGGUAAAGAUUAUGUCAGGUCCACAUCCUUGGCAAAUGGAUCUCGUAUGGCAGGAAAACCUUUGAAACUGGACUCCAAGGUGUUGCCAGCAUCUGAGCUUUCAGGCAAUGCUUCCAAACUGGAUGCUUCUAAGGAUGAUCAAAUGCACCAGGACAUGGAAGAUUUUCUGUUCAAAAUGCUAGGGGAUGGCUUUCAGCUUGACAGGGAUGUCAUUCGAGAAGUUCUUGGUAAAUGUGGAUAUAACAUGGAAAAGAGCAUGGACAAGCUAUUUGAUCUGUCAGCUGCAGUUUUGAAGAGAGGAAACAACUUUCUCGGCAAGUCUAAGAAGGAGGUACUUCAAAGGCCAACAGUGAUGCAAAGUGCUGAUAUAUCAGAAGGUGUUCCAGGUACAUAUGGAGGUAAAUUGAAUGGAGGGCAGAGACAGAGAAACAAUCUCGAAGAAGAAGUUUUGGCUUCAUUGUUCACUAAUUCUGGGGGACAAACGGAGUCAUGUAGCCCUGUAAAAACUGCCAAGAGGUCUAAAGCAUUUGGUGAAGUAGUGGCAGCACCUCUUCCAGAUUCUUUUCUGUUUGACAAGAAGGAUGUAGUAGAUUUGCAACAAGAUAAUAAUGAGGAUGUGGAAGAUCUAGUUGAAGAGGAUAGCUACGAGGUUCUUCGUAGAGCUGUGGAGGAAUAUAGGGCUACAAUGAGAGAGUACUAUAAGGCUGCUGUUGAAGCAUUUGCUAAGGGUGAUCGUGCUCGGGCAGGCAAACUUUUAGAACAGGGACACUUCUUCCGCAAAAAGGCUCGCGAAGCUGAUGAAGAGUCCUAUCAGAAGAUAUUUGAAACGAGAAACAAGGAUACAGUAGACUUUAUGUUGCUUGACUUGCAUGAACAUGGUGCCCUAGAGGCAAUACGUCUUCUUAGGCGCCACCUUUCGUCACUGGCUGGCAUCCCAACGAUCAGCUAUCUUAAAGUGAUCAUCGAAACAAAUGAGGAAGAUGUCUCCAAAGGGGCUCGUAAGCGGCUGGUUAUGAAAUUAUUGGCGAAGGAAUCAAUUCAAUGGACUGAAGAAGGAAACGCUGGAAUAAUACUUAUUCCCCUUACUAAUAUAGAUCCAAAACUUUUGAGUUUCGCCAAAAAAUAGAUUUUUGCUUCGACUUCAGUUGGUUGCAAAAACACGUGAUGAAGGCAAACAAGAAAGUAAUUAUUUUACGUGAACGAGGAUUGGGGGUCCCUCUAUUUUCCAAGGCCUCUCGUUAAGAGGAAUUAAAGUUGAGACUCUCAGGCAUCAUUGGGGGCUGGCUCUUAAUUUGGUCUUGUUUUCUUGGACACUGAUUGUUGUUUUUAUCCAUAGCCAGAAACCCAAGUUAAGAGGUCUGCCAUUCACUUUUGUUUCCUUGUUCUUUAAGUUGAAGGGAAUUAGAAUUCGAGAUGAAGAUAUUUGAGGAUGGUGCUGAAGCUUAUUCAUGUCAAACUUUUAGAUCAAAUAAAAGAAAGGCAUUCUUCA
Messenger RNA from Rhodamnia argentea, 2085 nucleotides. RefSeq names its product putative nuclear RNA export factor SDE5. NCBI's taxonomy places the organism in Eukaryota, Viridiplantae, Streptophyta, Magnoliopsida, Myrtales, Myrtaceae. The transcript has 12 exons. The record is from RefSeq and is a predicted model, not a curated record. Bases 256 to 1722 code for a protein of 488 amino acids.